GCUGCUAAGAAGAUGGGAACCUUUAUAGGGGUCCCAUUAUGGAUCCUCUUAGUCAUCUUGAGCCCGCUGAAUGCUCAGCUACAGUAUAAUGACUACACCUUCGAUGAUACUUUUGAUUACACUAUCGAUGAAAACAUCCAACAACAGCAGAAAGUUGAAGUAACUGGACCUCCAAGGAUAUCCCUUAUCCAGGCCGUUCCCACCACCCCUGUGGUUAAAGCAAUCAACACGGCUCACAACAACAAAGUAUGCAGCACCUGGGGGAACUUCCACUUCAAGAACUUUGAUGGGGAUGUCUUCUAUUUCCCGGGAACCUGCAACUACGUCUUCUCGUCCCACUGCAAAAGUGCCUACGAAUCCUUUAACAUCCAAAUUCGCAGAACGGUUGUUAACAAUGUGGCUACCAUUGAGAAGAUCACCAUGAAAAUUGAUGGGCUUGUAGUGCAAAUAAACCACAACAAUGUGAUGGUAAAUGAAAAAACAGUUAGUUUACCAUUCAGUGGUGCUGGAGUUCAGAUUGAUAAGCAUGGAGUCUAUCUAACCGUUAACGCCAAGAUUGGUCUGGUCUUCAUGUGGAAUGAUGAUGACAGCCUCCUGCUGGAACUUGAUGAAAAAUAUGCCAACCAGACCUGUGGCUUGUGUGGAGACUACAACAGCAUUUCCAUCAACAACGAGUUCAUUUCCAAUGGAAUCCAAAUCACAGAGACCCAGUUUGGUAACUUGCAGAAAUUGGAUGGACCCACAGAACAAUGUCGAGAUGUUCCACCAACGCCCAAGAGUAACUGCACAGACUAUGAGAACAUCUGUGAGGGAGUUCUAAUGGGAGCGGCCUUCUCAACUUGUCAUACCUUGGUGGGUGUUGAAAAGUAUAUCGAAGCUUGUGUGCAAGACCUCUGUCGCUGUAAAAGUAAUGAGACCAAUCUCUGCUUGUGUAACACAUUCGCUGAGUAUUCACGGCAGUGUGCCCACGCUGGAGGUGAACCAAAGAACUGGAGAUCACCAGAUUUGUGUCCUAAAACGUGUCCUUAUAACAUGGAAUACCAGGAGUGUGGAUCCCCUUGUGCAGAUACCUGUUCCAACCCUGAGAGAGGUGUCCUCUGUGAAGACCAUUGUCUGGAAGGCUGUUCCUGUCCGCCAGGAACUGUGUUUGAUGAUAUCAACAACUCGGGCUGUGUCUCCAUUGAUAAGUGCUCCUGUACCUUCAACAGUAACUCUUACGCUGCAGGAACCUCUUUCUCUACUGACUGUAGUACCUGUGUGUGUGCAAAAGGAAAGUGGAACUGUCAGAACAUGCCCUGCCCAGCAACCUGUGCAAUUGAAGGGGGAUCUCACAUUACUACGUAUGAUCAGACUCAUUAUACCAUUCAUGGGGAUUGUAACUAUGUGUUGUCCAAGGUCUGCAGUGGCACUGGAUUUAUAAUUUUAGCAGAACUGAGGAAAUGCGGCCUUACGGAGAGCGAAACUUGCUUAAAGAGUACCACUAUAAUCCUUAAUGGAGGAGAAACAAUUAUUGUCAUUAAACCUUGUGGCAGUGUGUAUGUGAACAACAUCUACACCCAGCUGCCUGUCUCUGCAGCCAAUGUCACCAUCUUCAGACCAUCCUCAUUCUACAUCGUUGUUGAGACUAGCUUGGGAGUCCAGGUAGUGGCUCAGCUCACUCCCUUCAUGCAAGUCUAUGCGAUCCUUGACCCCUCUUUCAAGACCAAGACAUGCGGUCUCUGUGGAAACUUCAAUGACAAGCAAUCAGAUGAUUUCCAAACCAUAAGUGGUGUAAUAGAAGGAACUGCUGCGUCCUUUGCCAACACCUGGAAAACGCGAGCAGAUUGUCCAAAUGUUAAGAACGUCUAUGAAGAUCCAUGUUCCCUUAGUGUAGAAAAUGAAAAAUUUGCUAAACACUGGUGUGGCCUUAUAGCCGAACCAUCUGGACCAUUUGCUGCAUGCCAUUCUACAGUAAAUCCUGAAACCUACAAAGAAAACUGUAUGUUUGACACCUGUAAUUGUGAGAAGAGUGAAGACUGCAUGUGCGCUGCCCUCUCUUCUUAUGUCCGCGCAUGUGCUGCUAAAGGAGUUAUUCUGAGAGGCUGGAGAUCCAAUGUCUGCACCAAAUACAUCAACAACUGCCCCAAAACAUUAAACUACACCUAUUCAACGUCCACCUGUCAGCCUACAUGUCGGUCCCUCAGUGAGCCUGAUGUCACCUGCGAUAUUAAGUUUUUCCCUGUGGAUGGUUGUACCUGCACGGAAGGCUACUACUUGGAUGACAGUGGAAAGUGUGUUCCAGCUGCCGCUUGUCCGUGUUAUUACAAGGGAUCAGCUGUACCUUCUGGAGAAGUUGUACAUGACAAUGGAGUUAUGUGCACUUGCACUCAAGGAAAACUGAGCUGUAUUGGAUCUAUAAAGCCAGCAUGUAAAUCUCCAAUGGUUUAUUUUGAAUGUAAAAAUGCGACGGCGGAUGCCAGAGGAGCCGAAUGCCAGAAGAGUUGCCAGACCUUGGAUAUGGAAUGUUAUAGAACCAAAUGUGUCUCUGGCUGUGUAUGUCCUGAAGGACUAGUCGCAGAUGGGAAAGGUGGUUGUAUAGCAGAAGAUCAGUGCCCAUGUAUUCACAACGAUGUCCCCUACCAGCCAGGAGAGAAAAUCAAAAUGAAGUGCAACACAUGUACCUGCAAAGAUAGGAUGUGGCAAUGUACCAAACAGCCUUGCUUAGCAACUUGCGCUGUAUAUGGUGAUGGUCACUAUAUCACUUUUGAUGGAAAACGCUACAACUUCAAUGGAGACUGUGAAUAUGUCCUUGCACAGGAUCAUUGCGGUCACAGUGGAAACAGCAGCACCUUCCGUGUCAUUACAGAGAAUGUUCCAUGUGGCACCACUGGUACAACAUGUUCUAAAGCCAUCAAGGUCUUCCUUGGUAGCUAUGAGAUUAUCCUUACUGAUGAGCAUAUUGAUGUGCUGGAAAGAGGAAUUGGAGGUGAAAUUCCAUACAAGGUCAGACGCAUGGGUAUCUAUCUUGUGAUUGAUGCUGACAAUGGACUGAUCCUAAUGUGGGACCAGAGGACAAGCAUCUUCAUCAAACUCAGUAAAGACUUUGAGGGUAAAGUUUGCGGUCUGUGUGGUAAUUUCGAUGGCGAUGGAAACAAUGACUUUACCACCAGGAGUAUGUCUGUGGUUGGAGACGCUGUUGAGUUUGGCAACAGCUGGAAACUUUCCCCAUCAUGCCCUAAUGCCAAAGAUGACCGGGAUGCAUGCUCUACUAACCCAUACCGAAAGGCUUGGGCACAGAAACAGUGCAGCAUCAUCAACAGCAAGGCGUUUUCAGCGUGCCACUCUCAGGUUGACCCAUCCAGGUAUUAUGAAGCUUGUGUUACUGACUCUUGCGCUUGUGACACCGGUGGGGAUUGUGAGUGUUUCUGCACAGCUGUUGCUGCUUACGCCCAGGCCUGUGGAGAAAGUGGAGUUUGUGUUUCCUGGAGAACACCUUCCAUCUGCCCUCUGUUCUGUGAUUACUACAACCCUGAAGGAGAGUGUGAGUGGCAUUAUAAGCCAUGUGGAGCUCCAUGCAUGAAGACCUGCAGAAAUCCCAGUGGGAAAUGCCUACAUGAGCUUUCAGGUUUAGAAGGUUGUUACCCAAGUUGUCCAAUAACUAAGCCAUUCUUUGAUGAAGAUGAAAUGGAAUGUGUUGCCAAAUGUGGUUGUUAUGAUGAUGAAGGAACUCAUUACAAACCAGGGUCACCAGUGAAGUCAAAGGAGAACUGUCAGUCCUGCGUGUGUACCAUGUCUGGCAUUAUUGAUUGCAAGUACAAUAAGCAAGUCUGUCACUGUGAGUACCAAGGCAAAAUGUACAACUAUAAUGAUGUCAUUUACAACACCACUGAUGGGAUUGGAGGCUGUAUUAUUGCGAUAUGCAAAGAAAAUGGAACAAUCUAUAGAGACAUCUAUCCUUGUAACACCCCUACUACAACUCCAUUCACUUUUACUACAACACUCUCUACUACUACUACUAUUAUUACAACUAAAGAAACAACAACUCCAACAUCUACUACCCCUACAACAAUCUGUGUUGAAGACCUUUGCCAGUGGUCAGAGUGGUUUGAUGUCAGUUAUCCUGAGCCUGGUAUGGAAAAUGGAGAUUUUGACACAUUUGAAAGAAUAAGAGCUAAGGGAUAUUCUAUCUGUAAGCAUCCAACUGAAGUGGAAUGCAGAGCUGAAAGAUUCCCUGACACACCCCUAGAUGAGCUUGAGCAAAAGGUCCAGUGCAAUGCUUCCUUUGGACUGUUGUGCUACAACAAGGAUCAACUACCACCUAUAUGCUACAACUAUGAGAUCAGAGUCAAAUGCUGCAGCUUUGUGCCAUGUGGAACUACCUCGACUACCACAGCAUCUACAACUACAAAAGAGAGCAUCACUACCACACAAUCAGAAACAACAACAAGCACUACAACAGCCCCACACCCAACAACAAGCACUAAAGAGACUACAACAAGUUCCACACCAUCUACAACCACAGAGACCACAAGUCCUGAAACUACUACUCCAAGCACAACACCUGCAACUACAACAGAAGUAUGUAAACCAAUAUGUAGGUGGACUUCAUGGAUUGAUGUCCAUAUGCCUGGUGUUGGAAAGGAUGAAGGAGAUUUUGAAACCUAUGAAAAAAUGCGUGCAGCAGGGAAACAGAUCUGCAAAAAACCUGAUGGUAUUCAGUGCAGGGCAGAAAAAUAUCCAGAAACACCCAUUGGUAGCAUUGGCCAAGUUGUGCAGUGCAAUGUCACUGUUGGUCUUCUUUGCAAAAAUGAAGAGCAGGAAGGAGAUUUUAAACUAUGCCUCAACUAUCAAGUAAAAGUUCUGUGUUGUGACUGCCUACCUAUAACAACUGAAGCUCCUACAACUACACCAAAAACAUCCACUACAACUGAAAUAACAACCACAACACAAAGUACCACAACACCAGAAACAACUACAACCAAAACAACUACAACACCAAAAACAACUACUGCAACUGAAACAACCACAACAACUGAAACAACAACUACUCUAAAAACAUCCACCUCAACAGAAACAACCACUACUCCAGAAACAACCACAACACCUGAAACAACCACAACGACAGAAACAAUUACACCAAAAGUGAUUACCACAACAGAAACAACCACUACACCAAAAACAACCACUACUCCAGAAACAACCACAACAGAAACAACCACUACUCCACAAACAACCACAACACCUGAAACAACCACAACAACAGAAACAACCACUACUCCAGAAACAACCACAACACCUGAAACAACCACAACAACAGAAACAACCACAACACUGGAAACAACCACAACUCCAGAAACAACCACUACUCCAGAAACAACCACCACAACAGAAACAACCACAACAACAGAAACAACAAUUGUACCAACAGAAAUUACCACAACAAAAACAACCACAACUCCAGAAACAACCACAACAACAGAAACAACUACACCAAACGUGAUAACCACAACAGAAACAACCACAACUCCAGAAACAACCACAACAAAAGCAACAACCACUAGUCCUGAAACAACCACUACUCCAGAAACAACCACUACAACAGAAACAACCACUACUCCAGAAACAACCACAACUACAGAAACAACCACAACUCCAGAAACAACCACAACAACAGAAACAACCACAACAAAAGUAAUCACCACAACAGAAACAACCACUACUCCAGAAACAACCACUACUCCAGAAACAACCACCACUACAGAAACAACCACAACACCUGAAGCAACCACAACAACAGAAACAACCACACAAAAAGUAAUUAAAACAGAAACAACCACUACACCAAAAACAACCACUACAACAGAAACAACCACUACUCCAGAAACAACCACUACUCCAGAAACAACCACAACAACAGAAACAACCACAACAAAAGCAACCACCACAACAGAAACAACCACAACUCCAGAAACAACCACAACAACAGAAAUAACCACACCAAAAGUAAUUACCACAACAGAAACAACCACUACUCCAAAAACAACCACUACAACAGAAACAACAACUACUCCAGAAACAACCACAGAAACAACAACAACACCUGAAACAACCACAACAACAGAAACAACCACUACAACAGAAACAACCACUACUCCAGAAACAACCACUACUACAGAAACAACCACAACUCCAGAAACAACCACAACAACAGAAACAACCACAACAAAAGCAACCACAACAGAAACAACCACUAGUCCUGAAACAACCACAACUCCAGAAACAACCACAACAACAGAAAUAACCACACCAAAAGUAAUUACCACAACAGAAACAACCACUACUCCAAAAACAACCACUACAACAGAAACAACUACUCCAGAAACAACCACAACCACAGAAACAACCACAACACCUGAAACAACCACAACACCUGAAACAACCACAACAACAGAAACAACAAUUACACCAACAACAGAAACAACCACCACUCCAGCAACAACUACUACAACAGAAGCAAGUACUACCCCACAAACAACCACAACUCAAAAAACAACCACAACAGAAACAACUACUUCGCCAAAAACAACUACUACAGCAGAAACUACAAGCAGUCCUUCAACAGCUUCUGAAACUACUACACUUGAAUCAGUAGUAACAAGAACAUUUACAACCAUAACACCAUCUACAGCAGAGCAAAUAUUUACACCUUGUAAGCCACAAUGCAAGUGGACAACAUGGAUUGAUGUAAAUUCACCAACUGAAGGGACAGAAGGAGGAGAUGUUGAGAGCUACCAGAAUAUCCUUGCUAACGGAACACAAAUUUGUAAGAAGCCACAAAAUAUUGAAUGUCGUGCUGAAGACUACCCUGAUAUCAGCAUUGACAAUGUUGGACAGAUUGUUAAGUGUGACGUCACUGUUGGUUUAGUGUGUAAAAACAAGGACCAGAAAGGAAAGGUGAAACAAUGCCUUAACUAUCAGAUAAAGGUUUAUUGUUGUGAUGACAGUCAUUGCAUUCCAGAGACAACUACUACCACCACAACAGCACCUCCAACCACAUCUGCUCCAACUACCACUACCCCAGAAACAACCACUACUACAACUACAGUACCAACAACCACACAUACGGUAACUACAACUACCACUACAACAGAAACAACAACUACUCCAGAAACAACCACAACUACAGAAACAACCACAACACCUGAAACAACCACAACACCUGAAACAACCACAACAACAGAAACAACAAUUACACCAACAACAGAAACAACCACCACUCCAGCAACAACUACUACAACAGAAGCAAGUACUACCCCACAAACAACCACAACUCAAAAAACAACCACAACAGAAACAACUACUUCACCAAAAACAACUACUACAGCAGAAACUACAAGCAGUCCUUCAACAGCUUCUGAAACUACUACACUUGAAUCAGUAGUAACAAGAACAUUUACAACCAUAACACCAUCUACAGCAGAGCAAAUAUUUACACCUUGUAAGCCACAAUGCAAGUGGACAACAUGGAUUGAUGUGAAUUCACCAACUGAAGGGACAGAAGGAGGAGAUGUUGAGAGCUACCAGAAUAUCCUUGCUAACGGAACACAAAUUUGUAAGAAGCCACAAAAUAUUGAAUGUCGUGCUGAAGACUACCCUGAUAUCAGCAUUGACAAUGUUGGACAGAUUGUUAAGUGUGACGUCACUGUUGGUUUAGUGUGUAAAAACAAGGACCAGAAAGGAAAGGUGAAACAAUGCCUUAACUAUCAGAUAAAGGUUUAUUGUUGUGAUGACAGUCAUUGCAUUCCAGAGACAACUACUACCACCACAACAGCACCUCCAACCACAUCUGCUCCAACUACCACUACCCCAGAAACAACCACUACUACAACUACAGUACCAACAACCACACAUACGGUAACUACAACUACUACUACAGCUGAAUCAACAACCAUACAGCAAACUACCACAAUUUUGCCAACAACUACAACAAUUGUUAUUGACACAACCACAAAACCAACAACAACUCUUGAAACAACAACUGAAUUGACCACUACUGAGCAUCCCACAACUAAAGAAAGAACUCCAUCAACUACUAUUACAACCACACGUUGCUACUGCCACGUCGAUGGCAAAUUCUUCUUAACAGGGGCUGUCAUUUACAACAAAACUGAUGAAGCCGGAUGCCAUUUCUAUGCAAUUUGUAAUGAAGAAUGUAACGCUGAAAGAUUCCAAGGACCAUGCCAUCCUACAACUCUGCCACCCCCAACGACUACCACCACUCCAGUGUCAACAACAACCACAUCUAUUAAGACAACAACACCAAAGAUAGAAACAACAACUCCAGUUGAAGGAUGCCCUCCCAGAAAAACAAAUGAAACAUGGUUGAUUAACAAUUGUACAGUGGCCACAUGUCAUGGAAACAACGUUGUGACUAUUGAACCUGUGACAUGUCCUCCAGUGGAGAAAAUCUCUUGUGCUAAUGGUUUCCCCCCAGUCAAAGUAUACAGUUCAGACGGCUGCUGUUACCAUUAUGAAUGUGAAUGUGUUUGCAGUGGAUGGGGUGAUCCUCACUACAUCACAUUUGAUGGAACCUACUAUACUUUCUUGGACAACUGCACCUAUGUUCUUGUACAACAGAUAACACCCAAAUUUGAUAACUUCAGAGUCCUUGUUGAUAAUUAUUUCUGUGAUGCUGAGGAUGGCUUGUCCUGUCCACAGUCUAUAAUAGUUUACUACAAGUCCAAUGAAGUUUUGCUGACUCGUACAAUGUUCCAAGGAAGAAUGAGAAACAGGAUUAGAUUCAACAAAAAUUGGGUAACGCCAGGAUUCACCACCAAUGGCAUUACUGUCUCUAGUGCUGGAAUUAACAUGGUGGUUGAGAUUCCAGAAAUAAAAGCCUACAUCUCGUUUAGCGGCAUGAUCUUUGUUAUUAAGCUGCCAUUCAGCAUGUUUGGUUACAACACAGAAGGACAGUGUGGCACCUGCUCCAACAACAGCACUGAGGAUUGCAGAUUGCCAGAUGGUAAGAUCGUGUCAGACUGUUCUAAGAUGGCUGACCACUGGAAGGUUAAUGUGCCAGAUAAACCAUACUGCUACACACCACCUCAGCCAACCCCAACAGCUACAUCAACUCCACCACCUAAGUGCCCAUCUACACCUCUCUGUGAUGUGAUCCUAAGCGAGGUAUUUGCUGAAUGCCAUAAAAAGAUACCUCCAACGCCUUACCAUGAGGGCUGUGUUUAUGAUGCCUGUCGCAUCCACAAUGAUUCGGUGCAAUGCUCUAGCUUAGAGGUCUAUGCAGCGUUGUGUGCCUACAAUGGUGUCUGUGUGAAUUGGAGAGGAAAGACUGGAGGCCACUGUCCAUACAGCUGCCCAACUGGAAAAGUGUAUGAAGCAUGUGGCCCAGUGCAUCCCGAUACCUGCGAGACCAGGCAAGUAUCAAACCUCAGCAAUGGAAUCACAGAAGGCUGCUACUGUCCCUCAGGGACCAAGUUGUUCAACGCUUACACUGAUGUCUGCGUCAAGAGCUGCUCCUGCGUUGGACCUGAUGGAAUGCCCAAAGCACCUGCAGAGAAAUGGACCAGCAACUGCCAAGAAUGUGUCUGUGAGGCCACGUCGCUCACUGUACAGUGCACUCCACUGAAAUGUGCCGAACCCACAGAAGCCACCUGUGACAAGGACGGUUAUGUUUCUGUUCUAGUACCAGACAGCGAGCAGCCAUGUUGUAAGAAGAGUGAAUGCCGCUGUGAAACAAGCAAAUGCAAAAAGGAGGAGGAAAGCUGUCCUCUUGGAUUUAGGGUUCAUUCAGUAAUUCUGGAAGGAGAUUGCUGCCCCACUUCCAGCUGCACACCUGAACCAGUCUGUGUAGUGAAUGACGCUGUAUAUCAACCAGGGCAUAUAAUCCCACAGUCCAAAGAAACCUGCGAGGAGUGUCUGUGCACAAAUCAAACAAAUCCCGAGACCAAGCUUAAAAUGAUUAGAUGUGACCCAAUUUCUUGUAAAACAGAUUGCGCAGAGGGCUUCAAGUAUGAAAAGCUGGAAGACCAUUGUUGUGGCAGUUGCCAACAGGAGGCAUGUACAAUUAAAACGAAUGAUGGUACCACGAUUGUUAUCAAGCCCGGUGAGACCUGGAACUCUCCUGCUGGCAAAUGUUCCUACUAUCAAUGCAACAAAACAGAUGAGCAAUUUGUUACCGUGAGCAUAACAAAGGAAUGUACUGUCUCCAGCGCAGACGAAUGCAGACCGGGAUACAAGUAUACAAAAGAUGAAGAUGAGUGCUGUGGCACAUGCAAGCAGGUGGCGUGUACAUUGAAAGACACAGAUAACUCCACUAUAGUGUUAAAGCCUGAAGAAACAUGGACCCCACCUAAUGAACCAUGUCUCUACUAUGAAUGCAACGAGAUAGAAGACCAGUUUGUCACUGUUACUGUGAAGAGAGUUUGUUCUAUCCUGGAGUGCAGUGCUGGUUUUGAAUACAAGGUGAAUCCUCAGGAAUGUUGCGGAGAAUGCGUAAAGGUGGCUUGUACAAUAAAGAUGGAUGACAACACCACUGUAACUCUCAAGCCUGGGGAAAAAUACACUCCACCAGACCAAAAGUGCAUCUCACACAUCUGCACUGAGACUUUCGACGUUGUAACAGAGAGAGAGAAAUGUCCAGCCUUUAAUCCAGCAGACUGUUCAGUGGGCUUUGAAUACAAGAUGAUUCCUGGGAAAUGCUGCGGAGAAUGCAUCAAGGUGGCUUGUACAAUGAAGAUGGAUGACAACACAACUAUAACACUAAAGCCUGGUGAAAAAUACAGCCCAGCAGAUGAGAAAUGCGUCUCCUACACCUGCACUGAGACCUAUGAUGUGGUAACAGAGAGAGAGAAGUGCAUUGUCGUUAACUCAGCAGACUGCGCAGAGGGCUUUGAAUACAAGACAAUAACUGGAAAAUGUUGUGGAGAAUGCAUCAAGGUGGCUUGUACAAUGAAGAUGGAUGACAACACAACUAUAACUCUCAAGCCUGGGGACAAAUACAGCCCACCAGAUGAGAAGUGUAUAUCAUACACCUGCACUAAUACCUACGAGGUGGUAACUGAGAGAGAAAAAUGCAAAGUUGUUACUCCAGCAGACUGCUCAGAGGGUUUUGAAUACAAAAUGAUAACCGGAAAAUGUUGUGGAGAAUGCAUCAAGGUGGCUUGUAUAAUGAAGAUGGAUGACAACACAACUAUAACUCUCAAGCCUGGUGAAAAAUACACUCCAGCAGGCGAGAAGUGCACCUCUUACACCUGCACUGAGACGUAUGACGUCGUAACAGAAAAAGAAAAAUGUGCUAUUGUGAACUCAGCAGACUGUCUACAGGGCUUUGAAUACAAAUUGUUACCUGGAAAAUGUUGCGGAGAAUGCAUCAAGGUGGCUUGUACAAUGAAGAUGGAUGACAACACAACUAUAACUCUCAAGCCUGGCGAAAAAUACAGCCCACCAGACGAGAAGUGCAUCUCCUCAACCUGUACUGAUACUUACGAUGUAGUAACAGAGAAGGAGAAGUGCCUUAUCCAUAACAGCGCAGACUGCUCAGAGGGUUUCGAAUACAAGACGACAGCUGGGAAAUGUUGUGGAGAAUGCAUCAAGGUGGCUUGUACAAUGAAGAUGGAAGACAACACAACUAUAACGCUGAAGCCUGGAGAAAAAUACAGCCCACCAGAGAACAAGUGUACCUCCUACACCUGCACUCAUACUUAUGAUGUUGUAACUGAGAAAGAAACAUGCCCAGCCUUUAACCCAGCAAACUGCUUGGAGGGUACCAUCAAAAUGUCAGAGAAUGGCUGCUGCAAGACUUGUGAAUCUGCUGUGUCGGAAUGCCAGGUCCAUAAACAGUCCACUCGUAUCAGAACCGGCACCUGUGAGUCAGACCAGACCGUGGAGAUGUCAUCCUGUGGAGGAGGUUGCAUGACCACUUCAGUGUACUCUGCGGAGGCAAAUACCAUGGAGCACAAGUGCAGCUGUUGUCAAGAGAUGAAGACCAGCAAACGGGAAGUGAGCCUCAAAUGUCUUGACGGAACCAGUUCACUUUACUCAUACAUCUAUGUGGAAGAGUGUGGUUGCACCAGAACAGAAUGUGACAAAGAAUCCCAAACAUCUACAUCACAGCAACAACAACAACAGCAACAGGAAGAGGAUCAUGAAGAUGAGCAGCAGCAGCAGCAGCAGCUCAAAAACUGAUCAGGAAGCUCAUAUAUCAGCAGCUUACACCAAAAGGAUUAGAAUAAGUGAAAAAAUCACAUAUACUUAACUUUUGACAGAAUAUUUUUCUUGACAUACUAUUCUUCUGGAUAAACAAACACUUUCUAUUUCCAGCCUAUCGAUGACAAUACCUUACCCUUUUCUUUUUUUCUUGGAAAGGCCUCUGUCAUUAUCCAUCCAACUGACCACCCACAAUGUUACACCAAACUGGUCUCCUCACUCCUAUAUGUACUCCUGUGAAACCAUCUCAUGAGAUUAUUGUAAUUCAAACAAGCAGACCUUUCAUUUCCUGGAAUAUGCCUCUUGUACGUUAGGAUAGAAUUAAACUAUUUCUAUCAUUCACAUUUCUAGAGAUUCCAAUGACAUUCCCUAAUGUUUUUAAUUGUCCCUAUUAAUCUUCAUGUGUUUUCAGAAGUUAUUUUAGAUCCGCAACCUUCCUUUGAGAAUUAGUAAACUGCAAGAUAACACUUUAAGUAUUAGAAUUAUGUAGUGAUUCUUAGAAAACACCUAUAGGUCAAUUGUCCAAGAACAUAAUGAUAUUAGCAUGCGCUUGUUCCCACCUUUUUUGAGUACCCUACUGAGAUGUUUGAAAAAGUACAUAUAGCAUUUUUUUUUAAAUGGAACUGCACUCCAAACACUGCCAUUGUUUGUGUAACCAAUGUAGUCUAUUUUGUCCACGUGCCAAAAAAUUGCAGGUUCCUGUUUAUUAAGAGUCAUCUGUACAACUGAUAUGAUGUUCGUGACAUUUCACUAACUGGAGGCUUUUUCUGCUGUCAUAUUCAUACAUGAUUAUGUUUACAUGAUAAAAUUAUUCAUAAAUUCCAGGAUUUUAAGGAGGUAGAAAUGAAGGAUUUUAUUAUUUUUAAAUCUUUAUUUAAACAUAUUUCAUACAAGUAUUUUUCUACCAUUUAGUUAAACAAAAUUAGAUAUUUAUUUGUACUUUGAGAAAUUAUAUCUUAGACUUUUCUUUUGCCAUUGUGGGCUCAUCCAGAGUAUAGAAUGUGAUUUAAAUAAAAAUCUUUUACGCAUCUAAAAAA
Spea bombifrons (plains spadefoot toad) is the source of this 13238-nucleotide messenger RNA. Its product is annotated as mucin-2-like. Gene Ontology annotation, molecular function: protein binding. The record is from RefSeq and is a predicted model, not a curated record. Gene Ontology annotation, cellular component: extracellular matrix. The transcript is spliced from 63 exons. NCBI's taxonomy places the organism in Eukaryota, Metazoa, Chordata, Amphibia, Anura, Pelobatidae. The coding region runs from base 13 to 12180 and encodes 4055 amino acids.